Molecule: messenger RNA, 558 nt
Organism: Mytilus californianus (California mussel)
Lineage: Eukaryota; Metazoa; Mollusca; Bivalvia; Mytilida; Mytilidae
Exons: 4
Coding region: 137-517 (126 amino acids)
Source: RefSeq, a predicted model, not a curated record
AUCAUCUGUCGCCCAAACAUAUGUUGUUUAAUCAGGAAGUUAUCUAGGGACUUUUGUAAAGUUUUGUUUUCUGACAAUAAGGAGUGGUGGAAUUUGAAUGUACAGCAGUUGAAAAUAAGGAUAUUAUUCUGAAACAAUGCAGAAUUUCAUUAUACUGAGUGCAGUAUGUUUUGUGUUGUGUACUAGUUUUCGGUUAAAAAGAAAUACCCUAUGUACCUACUCUUAUCAGUGUACCACAACCACACCCUGCUGUAGAGAUGCUAACGGUAAAACACUUACUCACGACGAAGACUUUGGUGGACUUGGUUUACCACUCAGUGGAACUUGCUCAAGUGUAAUUGGAAAGAAGGGGGAUAUUUGCGAUUCUUCUUGUGGUUGCAAUUUAGGUUUAACAUGUUAUCGGCCAGUGACUGGAGUAUGCUGUCUUCCAAGGAAAUGUUAUGAUGCCGCCUGGGUAAAACAACAAGAACAGUACUGGGCAAAUUGUCACCCGCCAACAUGUUAUUAUCCUGUAUAAAAUGUGUCAUACCAUAACAAAAUAAAAUAUCAAUUUCCGUA